GCAGAGGAAGCCCGCGGGAGAAUUCGAGACCUACUGGGGAGAUUACAAGUGGACCAACCCUCUGAAGAUGUCAAGCAUGGCGCUGCUGAAAGGGAGCUCAUUAUCCUACGAAAGCAUGUCGAAGGGGACAAUGAUAUUAUGGCGGAGUUGAAGUCACAA
Perkinsus marinus ATCC 50983 is the source of this 159-nucleotide messenger RNA. RefSeq lists its product as hypothetical. The annotation marks the transcript as partial. The record is from RefSeq and is a predicted model, not a curated record. Lineage: Eukaryota; Perkinsozoa; Perkinsida; Perkinsidae. The transcript has a single exon.